AUGCAAUGUAACAUUGAGUUUAAUGGAGUUGAUGGUUUUGAAAUUAGGGAAGGACUAUAUCAACACAUUGUGGAUAUUUCUAGAAGGCAGUGCAGCUGUAGGGUGUGGCAGCUAAAAGGCAUUCCAUGUGAACAUGCUUUAGCUGCAAUUCAGUUCAAAAGGUAUGAUCCACUUGGCUACAUUGACCAUUGCUACAGCAAAGAGACUUACAUGAGAACAUAUGAGCAUGUUCUUCAACCAGUCACAAACAUGGAAAUGUGGCCUGUCUUUAACCACCCUAGUGUGGCUCCACCAGACAUAAAAAUCAUGCCUGGUAAGCCUCAAAAGGCCAGAAAGGAGGAGGCAGGUGAAAUUCCAAAGUCUGGGAAGAUGCCAAGAACUGGAAUGGCCAUGACUUGUAGCAACUGCCAUAAUAGAGGCCACGACAAGAGAGGGUGUCCAAAAAAAGACUCAGCAGCAUGGACAGAACCAGCAAAGUUCUAG
Lycium barbarum (goji berry) is the source of this 483-nucleotide messenger RNA. RefSeq lists its product as uncharacterized. The transcript has a single exon. Lineage: Eukaryota; Viridiplantae; Streptophyta; Magnoliopsida; Solanales; Solanaceae. Gene Ontology annotation, molecular function: nucleic acid binding; zinc ion binding. The record is from RefSeq and is a predicted model, not a curated record. Bases 1 to 483 code for a protein of 160 amino acids.